Phasianus colchicus (ring-necked pheasant) is the source of this 1255-nucleotide messenger RNA. The record is from RefSeq and is a predicted model, not a curated record. NCBI's taxonomy places the organism in Eukaryota, Metazoa, Chordata, Aves, Galliformes, Phasianidae.
GCAGCUCAGCAAAUGAAGAAGGGGUGCCUGGGGCUGGGGUGGCUGGGGGGGUUGUGUUCCCCAUCUGCUCCGUCACAGCGCUGCCCGGCUCCAUCAUGGCGCUGUCUGUGGCCGUACCACUGCAGCGGGGGGAGGAAGGGCGCUACCACGUGUGCGGGAGGGGGAGACCGGCAGCACGGACGGGAGAGUAGCGAGGCGAUGGCAGCCGUGCCAGGGGCCGUCUCUGUUCCGUGCCCGCCUCCCCCUCGCUGCCUUGCCCCAGGUGCAGCUCAGAGCAGCUGGGAGCAGGUGGCAGUAACGGUUUGGGGGCUGAGCUGCCACGACCACUCUGCUGCUGCUGCUGCUGCUAUGAAGGUGCCCUGGUUGCUGCUGGCCUCUGUUCUGCUCCUGCCCCCCGGCGGGGCCGCCGACCCCCUGCCCACCCUGGCCCCGCCGCUGACCAUGGUGGUGUCGGGGCAGCGGCGGCGGCUGGUGGUGUGCGUGGUGAGCGAGCUGCCCGCUAGCUCCGGCCACGCCGUCUGGAUCUCCGGUGGGAACGGCAGCGCUUUGCAGUCCUUCGCCUACGGGGCUUCGCAGGAGGAGGGUGGCACCGUCUGUGCCGUUUCCAUCCUCCCUGACAGUCCCGCGGAGCAGGAGCUCCUGGCGUGCCACGUUGGGCCCAACAGCAGCGCUCCGGCCCAUAGCUCCGGUGCCAUCGCAGUUGCAGGCAGCGAUGAGGAGGCAGAGCUGUGUCCCAGCACUCCCGCGGGUGAGCGCGACGGCAGGAAACCGCACCGCGGGGUGGGAGAGGGCGCUGGGACGGCGUGCGGACGGACUUGGGGCCAUUUAGCCCCGCUGGGUGGGGACGACGUGCCUUUCGGGGGAAGCCAUAGGGCCUGCAGCCACGCUGCCGUCCCCUCUGUUUCAGAGCCCCGCGCCUGUGCUGCAGCAGCCCUGCUGGUGGCCGCGCGGGUGGUGCUGCUGAAGGCCGCGCUUGUCGACGCCCUGCUCACAGCCCUGCUCCUGGCCCGGCGCUGAGGGACCAGGCCGGGCAGCGAGGAGCCUCCGAAACGAGGGGCAGACCCGGCCUGGGUGACGGUGUGGGAGCGGAGCGGAGCCCGCGGGGCGGAGGCCCGCAAGAACCUCGGGGCACGGCAGCAGGAGCCCGGCCGCGCGAUAGGACGGACGAGGACCGCCCGGCGGGUCCGCGGCGAGCGAGCGGAGAGGGCGGGGCUACUCGGCGUCCGGGCGGCGAUUGGCCGGGCGGGCCGGGCGG